Molecule: messenger RNA, 2163 nt
Organism: Anopheles marshallii
Lineage: Eukaryota; Metazoa; Arthropoda; Insecta; Diptera; Culicidae
Gene: Marcal1
Product: SWI/SNF-related matrix-associated actin-dependent regulator of chromatin subfamily A-like protein 1
Exons: 5
Coding region: 1-2163 (720 amino acids)
Biological process (GO): DNA repair; replication fork processing
Cellular component (GO): nuclear replication fork
Molecular function (GO): ATP-dependent chromatin remodeler activity; ATP binding
Source: RefSeq, a predicted model, not a curated record
AUGUCCUGCACAUCAGAAGAAAUAGCUGAAAAACGUCGAUUAGCUAUAGAACGUUUGAACGCACGUAAAAAGUGUAUUGGAAGUCAACAAACCAACAACAGUGUUAGCGUAGAUGGAAGCAGCGUUCAAGCGGUGCCGGCAACAGGAAUUAAUAGGACUCCACUCACCAUUAGUACGUUUUAUGAUGGAAACCAAUCUUCGUUCGGUAAGUCGAGCCCAUCGUUUCAUGCGAAACGUGGUCCAACGGCGUACCCGUACACGAAACCAAAUCAGAAAAACGGUCCCGCCAAGGUUGCGCCGAUUUUCGUACGUACGGUUACCUGCGCUUGUUCCAUCUUGUCGGAAAGUAGAUUUGUUGCCGAGUCAAAUGGUUACAACGAACAAAUGAUUGAAGUGUUCAAACAAAUUCCUUCCAAAAGUUAUGAAUCUUCCACGAGAAAGUGGACUUUUGAGUUUAAAGAUUACUCAAUGCUACAGGAACGGAUCACCGCUCUCCACCCGCAUGUUGCACUCGGGCCUAUUCCAAAGUUUGUUUUGCAAGAGUUUGUUAGUGGACCAAAGUCGAAACCAAAACGCGUUUGUCUGAAUGCAAUCGAACCUUCGCUCGUCGAAAGUUUACUGGAGUUCCAGAAGGAAGGCGUUGCUUUUGCCAUCGAUAAAGGAGGCCGUGUACUGAUUGCCGAUGACAUGGGUCUGGGAAAAACUUACCAAGCCAUUGCGGUGGCCGAUUUCUACCAGCAGGAUUGGCCUCUACUUGUAUGUACUACCGCCACAACGCGUGACAGCUGGGCGCACAAGAUCCGCCAGUUGCUUCCUCACAUUCCGGUACAUUCCAUAGCUGCGCUCAACAGUGGCCAGGAUUACAUAAACGAAUGUCGCGUACUCAUUUCGAGCUACUCCAUGAUGGAACGGUGCGGCGAGAAGCUGCUCGACCGUGGCUUCGGCAUGCUAAUCUUCGACGAAUCGCACACGUUGAAAAACUUCAAAGCAAAAUGUACAACCGUUGCGCUGGCGCUGGCCAAAAAGGCACGCCGGGUGGUGUUGCUUUCGGGAACGCCUGCUCUUUCCCGGCCGGUGGAACUUUUUACCCAGCUCCAAAUGCUUGAUGGCCGGUUCUGUAGCUUCAAGGAGUACAGCACGCGGUACUGUGCCGGAAAGCAAAGUAAUUUCGGUUGGGACGCAUCCGGACAGUCGAAUCUUGCCGAAUUAAAUCUUCUGCUGGGUCGUAAGUUCAUGAUCCGGCGUACGAAAGAAGAGGUCAUGUCGGAACUUACGGAGAAGAAUCGCGAAACGGUCGUGCUUGAUCCGUCGUACCUGUGGACGAACGAAGAGGUGGAGGGCAAUAUGAAUUCGUAUGCGAGCGAUUAUACGGCCAGCAAGGGACGGCAAAGGGAAGAGGCGCUCAUCAAAUAUUACAGUGUAACGGCGGAAGCCAAAGCACCGGCAGUGUGUGCGUAUCUGAAGCAGGUGCUAAAGGAGAAAAAGAAAUUUAUCGUGUUUGCCCACCAUCACGUCAUGCUCGAUGCCAUCGCGCAGUGCUUAGCGAAGCAGAAGGUGGAAUUUAUUCGAAUCGAUGGUUCCACACGAUCAGAUAUACGUGCAACGUUGGUGGAAAAGUUCCAAACUAAACAAUCCUGUCAUGCGGCGGUCCUUUCGCUGAAAGCAUGUAAUGCAGGCAUUACCCUAACCGCAGCACAGUUGGUAUUAUUUGCCGAGCUAGAUUGGAAUCCAAGUACAUUGGCACAAGCCGAAAGCCGUGCGCAUCGUAUCGGGCAAUCGGAUAAUGUUACCGUGCGCUACCUGUUGGCGAAGAAAACGGCCGACGACAUCAUCUGGACUAUGUUACAGCGCAAGCAGGAAACGCUCAGUCGGGUUGGACUUUGCAAUGAAGAUUUCUCCGACGCUUCCAGUGUGCAAGCACCGAGCGAUGCGGGCAAUAUAGAACCAUACCUUAACAAAUCACUCUCGCCAACCGCUGGGAACUCGAGGAAAGGAACACUUGACGGUUACAUACAGCGUUCCAGUCCUGCACCAUCGAAACCACCACAAAUUGGCGACGUAAAAAACGCGGACAGCUGCGCAAUACCCAACGAAAACACGUGCCUAACAAGCUUUCUCAAUCCGGACGAUGACGAUGAUGAUUUGGCCGGUUUGGAACUGUGA